This is a messenger RNA of Loxodonta africana (African savanna elephant), 2260 nucleotides long. It is a transcript of the gene LARGE2, whose product is annotated as LARGE xylosyl- and glucuronyltransferase 2. Gene Ontology annotation, biological process: protein O-linked glycosylation via mannose. The transcript has 12 exons. The record is from RefSeq and is a predicted model, not a curated record. Gene Ontology annotation, molecular function: glucuronosyltransferase activity; xylosyltransferase activity. Bases 17 to 2260 code for a protein of 747 amino acids. Lineage: Eukaryota; Metazoa; Chordata; Mammalia; Proboscidea; Elephantidae. Gene Ontology annotation, cellular component: Golgi apparatus.
GUCCCCGCCGGAGGCCAUGCUGCCCCGAGGGCGCCCCCGGGCUCUGGGGGCCGCCGCGCUGUUGCUGCUGUUGGCGGUCGGAUUCUUCCUGUUCGGCGGGGACCUGGAAUACGGGCGGCUCCGCGGGGCUGCUUCACUCGACGGAGAGCUGACGAGGGACCACAAUCGCUCGGCCUGCCUCCCGCUGCGGUCGCUGCUGCCGAAGUGCGAGCUUUUGCAUGUGGCCAUCGUGUGUGCAGGCUAUAACUCCAGCCGAGAUGUCGUCACCUUGGUGAAGUCCAUGCUCUUCUACAGGAAAAAUCCUCUGCACCUCCACUUGGUGACUGAUGAAGUGGCCAGAAACAUCCUGGAGACUCUUUUCCACACGUGGAUGGUGCCUGCCGUUCGGGUCAGCUUCUACAACACCAGCAAGUUCCAGUCCCAGGUCUCAUGGAUCCCCAACACGCACUACUCUGGCCUCUAUGGGCUCCUGAAGCUAGUGCUGCCUGAUGCCCUGCCCCCUGACCUGGCCCGUGUCAUUGUCCUUGACACGGAUGUGACCUUCGCCUCUGACAUCGCGGAACUCUGGGCAUUCUUUGCUCACUUUUCUGACAAGCAGAUGAUUGGUCUUGUGGAGAACCAGAGCAACUGGUACCUGGGCAACCUCUGGAAGAAUCACAGGCCCUGGCCUGCCUUGGGCAGAGGAUUUAACACAGGCGUCAUCCUGCUGUGGCUGGACCGGCUUCGGCAGGCUGGGUGGGAGCAGAUGUGGAAGGUGACAGCUCGGCGGCUGCUCCUCACCCUGUCCUCCACCUCUCUGGCCGACCAGGACAUCUUCAACGCCGUAAUCAAGGAGCACCCAGGGCUGGUCCUGCUCCUGCCCUGUCUCUGGAACGUGCAGCUGUCGGACCACACACUGGCGGAGCGCUGCUACUCUGAGGCAUCAGACCUCAAGGUGAGUGGGCCAGGGGGCUGGGGGGAGAUGAGGGACUCCUGCUCCCUGCCCCCACCCCACCGACACCCUCCCCGGGCCCAGGUGAUCCACUGGAACUCGCCAAAGAAGCUGCGGGUGAAGAACAAGGACGUGGAAUUCUUCCGCAACCUCCACCUGACCUUCCUGGAGUAUGACGGGAACCUGCUGCGCAGAGAACUCUUCGGGUGCCCCAGCCAACCCCCACCUCAGGCCGAGCAGGUGAGACAGAGCCCCCUUCCCUGGUCUUGGGAAGGCCCUGCCCUUCUCUCCUCUGGCAGGCCCCAGCUCGGCUCCUCCUCCCUCGCCCCCCAGCGGCAGCGGGCCUUGGCCCACCUGGACGAAGAAGAUGCCUGCUUUGAGUUCCAGCAGCAGCGGCUCACUGUGCACCGCGUGCACCUCACCUUCCUGCCCCUCGACCUGUUGCCGUCCGAGCUCCAUGAUGUCACCCUGGUAGCACAGCUCUCCGUGGACCGGCUGCAGAUGCUGGAAGCCCUGUGCAGCCACUGGCCAGGCCCCAUGAGCCUGGCCUUGUACCUGACAGACGCAGAGGCCCAGCAGUUCCUGCGUUUUGUGGAGGCCUCGAAGGUGCUCUCUGCUCGGAGCAACGUGGCCUACCAUGUGGUGUACCGUGAGGGUCCCCUCUACCCUGUCAACCAUCUUCGCAAUGUGGCCUUGGCCCAGGCCCGGACGUCCCAUGUCUUCCUCAGUGACAUUGACUUCCUGCCUGCCUACUCCCUCUACAACUACCUCAGGGCCUCCAUCGAGCAGUUGGAUCUAAGCAGCCAGCGGAAGACGGCUCUAGUUGUGCCAGCAUUCGAGAGUCUGCACUACCGCCUCAGCUUCCCCACUUCUAAGGCUGAACUGCUGGCCUUGCUGGAUGCCGGCUCUCUGCACACCUUCAGGUACGACGUGUGGCCCCAGGGUCACACGCCCACAGACUAUGCCCGCUGGCGGGAGGCUCAGGCCCCAUACCAAGUGCAGUGGGCAGCUGACUACGAGCCGUAUGUGGUGGUGCCACGCGAAUGUCCCCGCUAUGACUCUCGCUUUGUGGGCUUUGGCUGGAACAAGGUGGCCCACAUUGUGGAGCUGGACGCACAGGAAUAUGAGUUCCUGGUGCUGCCCGAGGCCUUCACCAUUCACAUGCCCCACGCGCCAAGCCUGGACAUCUCCCGCUUCCGCUCCAGCCCCGCCUAUCGUGACUGCCUGCAUGCCCUCAAGGAUGAGUUCCACCAGGACUUGUCCCGCCACUAUGGGGCUGCUGCCCUCAAAUACCUCACUGCCCUGCAGCGGUCCCGAAGCUCCACAUGA